This is a messenger RNA of Monodelphis domestica (gray short-tailed opossum), 4631 nucleotides long. It is a transcript of the gene STX11, whose product is annotated as syntaxin 11. Gene Ontology annotation, biological process: synaptic vesicle fusion to presynaptic active zone membrane; intracellular protein transport; exocytosis. The record is from RefSeq and is a predicted model, not a curated record. Lineage: Eukaryota; Metazoa; Chordata; Mammalia; Didelphimorphia; Didelphidae. Gene Ontology annotation, molecular function: SNARE binding; SNAP receptor activity. Gene Ontology annotation, cellular component: presynaptic active zone membrane; endomembrane system; synaptic vesicle.
ACGCCACUGCUACUCACAUCUGUGUGGGUUUCUUCAGUUGCUGGGAAAUGAGCUGGACAGUCAAUCUCACACUGCACCACGGAGAUUCCACGAGGGCUCGGAAAGUCCACCAUGACUCCCCCACCCCUAGGGGAGCCUGGUCGUGCUGGAAGGAAACCCUCGCUUAGAUACCCACAGAAACACGCCCCUCCAACGCCCUCGGGGCUGGCUCCUCUCCACACUCCUCCUUGUCACACUCCGUCCUCCUUCCGACCUGUCUGGUCCUCCAUCCUCUUUCCUCUCGCCUAGUUGGAGAGACCCCCCGGGAGAACAGGAUCAGUGUGGGGUCCUUCUCCUUUUCCCCCGUCCCACCUGGGGCUGAGUUGCUGAUCUGACGGAAAACAAAAGAAAGAGACGAGGAGGAAAAAAUACUCGGGGAUCGACUACUUCUUGACCUCUAUGGGGCUAUAGGGAAGUCGCCAUCCCAUCUUAGCAAGCGCGCUCCGCCUAGUCCUCUCAGAGGAGGCGUAUCGCGGGAGAGUUGCGGGGUUGGGGGAAGGGACAGGGUGGCCCUGUCAAGGUGCCCAACUGUGGCACCUCGUGGGGAGUCAGUCUCUAGUCUGGCAGAGGGCCUGGCAAGUAGAGCCGCACCCAGAAGUGCCAAGAUCCCGAGAGCGCAGCGGGAGAACACACUUUUCUAGGCAACAGGUUUCCUACUCGCCCUCUGCAUCCAACUUGGAGGGGCGCCUGAGAAGACAGAGAAAAGGCAGCGAUUUCAAUUCCCGGCAAGAUGAAAGACCGACUCCCAGAGUUGCUGGAAUUAUCCCAGCAAUAUGACCAACGGUUUCCUGAUGAAGCUAAUGAAAGGAAUGGUUCCCAGGAGAACAUUAUAUUUGAGACAGAUCACAUCCUGGAAUCAUUGUACAAAGAUAUCCAAGACAUCCAGACAGAGAAUCACCUGUUAAUUGUGGAUGUCAAACGCUUGGGCAAGCAGAACCUCCGCUUCCUCACCUCCAUGCGCCGCCUCAGUAGCAUUAAGCGGGACACCAACUCCAUUGCCAAGGAUAUCAAAACCAGGGGAGAAGCCAUCCAUAAGAAGCUCCAGAUGAUGAAAACUUUCUGUGAGGUAGCAGAGCUGAAGCAUGGCGCUAAUUCCGCCAUGGCCCGAAUCUCCAAGGCCCAGUACAAUGUUCUCACUUGGACUUUCCAGCAGGCCAUGCAUGACUACAACCAAGUUGAGAUGAACCAGAGAGAGAACUGCAAGAUCCGGAUCCAGCGCCAGUUGGAGAUCAUGGGCAAAGAUGUCUCCAGAGCUCAGAUAGAAGAGAUGUGCGAAGAAGGCAAGUGGGAUGUUUUCUCAGAGAACCUCCUGUCGGAUGUGAAAGGGGCCAGGUCAGCCCUGAAUGAGAUCGAGAGCCGGCACAAGGAGCUAAUGAAACUGGAAAGCCGCAUCAGGGAUGUAUAUGGUCUUUUUCUCCAGAUGGCUGUGCUCGUGGAGGAGCAGGGGGAAACCCUGAAUGUCAUAGAGCUAAACGUGGAAAAGACCCAGAGUUACACAGGAGAGGCAAAAGCUUAUGUAAAGAAAGCAGUGGAGUACAAGAAGAAGAAUCCUUGCUGGACACUUUGCUGUUGCUGCUGUCGGUGCUGCAACUGAGACAGAAGCGACUGGAACCCCUGGGGUCUCUAUCACCACCAUCUGACUGUGACUAGAAUAUGCUGAAUGAACACAUUUUGAUCAAAAAUUUUUAAAUGACAAGGUCCGGAAUAAAAGUGAGUUUGACCUUCGUCACAGAACCUCAGAGAUGGUCUUUGUAUCUCUCAAAAGGAAGCAGCAGCAGCAGCAGCAGCAGCAGCAGACAGUUGGGCUAAAAUAUUCAAUUCCUCCUACUUUACAAGAUACAUCAGUAAAAAAACAAGAUUUGCUAUAAUACGAAUUCAUAUUAGCUCUGUCUAUAGUGUAUCCAAAAUGCUUUCAUUCUUAUCAUGGAAAAUAUAGAUGGAGGCAGCUAGGUGGCUCAAUGUAUUGAGAAUCAGACCUGGACAUGAGAGAGUCUGGGUUCAAAUCUGACCUCAGACAUUUCCUACCUGUGUGACCCUGGGCAAGUCACUUAACUGCCAUUGCCUACCUAGUCCUUACCACUCUUCUACCUGGAACCAAUACACAGUAUUGAUUCUAAGACAGAAGGUAAGGGUUUAAAAAAAAUGCAGAUAGAAAUAGUAACCCUAUUCCUGGAAAGUUAGUAUUAUAAGCAUCUUUCUCAGCAGGGGAAAGUCCAAUUAUGGGUCCACUAAAAUUAUGAAGUUUCUUAGUUACUUGAUCAUGGUUAAGUAGGCUGAUUCAUAGUAUAGCAGCAGAACUGGAAAUUUAUUAAAUUAUUUCCUCACAGAACUAGAUCCUAGAAUUCUCCUGGGACCUGUUCCUUAAGAAUUUAAUUCACUUGGAAACAAAGAAAAUGUAAAUUUGCUUGUUUUUUCUCCCUUGUUGAAUCCAUUUUUUGUUUGUUUUUUAUUUUUUAAGGUCACAACCCAGAGAAUCUCAUGACCUAGUCUUUAAAAUUGUAUUAAACACUCACUAGUUCCCAGUCUCCAUUCUGAUAAAAACAUUAUGGGGACAGUUUUCAAAUAUUCUUAAACACUGAAGACUGAAUAGGUACAAAGGUACUUGGAUACAGCACCUAUGUUUUUAGAUAUCUAUAUAUAUCACAAAAACACAAAAUUCACUUUUUGACUUGUCAAUUUUAUGCAAACAUGAAUAUCCUGGCACAUACAGGAGUAGACAUUAGUAUUCACUUUUGUUUGUAUGAAAGUGCUAAGCCAGCUCACAUUCCUAUAGAUUUAUGAAUACCCCUUAUUAAAAAGAAAUUCUAGGUAAAGCCCAGUACUCUAAGAAGGCCUCUCAUUCCCAUACCUCUCCUGGUUGUGGGUUUGUUUUUCUUAAAUCCCUUCUCUAUCCUGUAAAACCUAGAAAAAAAAUUCAUUUUGGUGCUUUUUGUACCAAUUCCAUAUGGCAAAAAUAGCAGGAAACAGCCAGAAAGAUAUACAGAACAAAAUACAUCAGUAUUAAUUCAAGAAUGUCUUGGGACAAAUGACAAGUGAUUAGCCACAGCAUUAGCCUAGAAGUGAGGGCUCCUGAGGGCUUAGAUCUUGCUCUGCCACUUCAGUAUCUAUAUGACAUACAUCAAGGUACUUUACUUCUCUUAGCUUCAGUAACCUCAUCUGUAAGAUAAUUGGUUCUAUAAUAUUUGAAAAUCAUGGCUACAAAAGUAAAAUUAUUAUCUAUUAUUAGAAUUUAAUAAGGACAAUCAAGACCUACAUGAUCUUUUAAGUACUUGCUAUCUGUUAGAUUUUAUUCAUUUAACUUAUUAAUACUAUUUCAUGUGAGCCAUUCUUUCUUAGAAUUUUGAACUAUGUGUACAAUGCAAAUAUUUAGGAAUUCAAGGUACCUUAAAGUAAAACUAUUUACUAAUCUUUUUUCAUGGGCCAUCUUUGUAAGUAAUAAUUACAGUUUUCUCCUAUAUUGUUAUGUCACAUCUUUUUAAACCUUGGCCUUAUAUAAUUUUAUCUAUUAUUAUAAAUGAAAAUUUGCUGAGUUAGACUGUGUCCAGGAGGAAGCUAUCAGGGAAAAAAAUCAUACUGAAAACUGAAAGUAUUUCAUAGGAGAAUACCUUGUCUCUUGUCAGCUUUGUGAUGGCUUGGAAUAUAAAACUUAUACCAGGGACCAAAAUCAUCAGGUCACAGAAAUUGCACUACUCACGUUAACCAUCUGCCCUGACCUCUUACCAAUCAAUCUCAUGGCUUUCUGCAGCUCCCUGCCAAACCAGGUCAACGAUAAAUCAUUCAGUUCUCUAACAAAUAGAUUCUUGGGAAAACUCAGAUUAAAAAUGGAUAAAAAGAUAAAGCAGAGUACCUAUUUAGUUCCAAUAACUGAUUUUUUUUUGAGCAUUGUGCCAUUGCAGACCAGAAUACUUUAUUAUUUUAAUGGUUAAUCUAAGGAGAAACUUUAGACUUUAAACCCCCAUCAGUCUUCUCUCCACAGUCAUUAUAUUUAUCUGGGUUCAAAUUUCAGAUCUGCUACUUUCUGCCUGUUCGAUCCUGAGAAAAACUCAGGCUAACCCCUCUGGACCCCACUUUCCUUAUUUGUAAAACAAGGGAGUAGGACUAGAUGUAGAUUCUUCCGACUCUAAAUCUCUUUAGUAACUGGACUACUUCUAGCUUAAGACUGUAAAUUAAGAGUUAUUCGAUUUUCAUUCCCUUUUCCUUUUUUGUAUAUAUGUAUUUUAUGCAAAAUUUGUAUGAAAACCUAAUGAAAAGUAAACUAUUUAUAUCACUCCAUGCAUUGUUCCAACCUUUGUUUAUGUCACUACUUGUAGUUUUGCAUAGUUGUAAUUAGUGUAUAUAGUUCUGUUUUUUCCACUUAACAUUAUUUCAUUUAUCUUUCCAUACAUAUAGUUUAUAUACUUGUCAUUUUUAUAGCUACAUAAUAUUCCAGAGUAUCAAUAUGCCAUAGUUUGCUAAUCUGCUGCCUUAAUCGAAAGCAUUUGGGUUGUUUAUGAUUCUUUAUGCUUAUAAAUAACAUUACUAUAAACAUUUUUGUGUAAAUUAUUUUUUCUUUAAGACUAUUUCCUUUAUUAAAGUUGUACUUUGAUAACUCA